Messenger RNA from Chironomus riparius, 521 nucleotides. Lineage: Eukaryota; Metazoa; Arthropoda; Insecta; Diptera; Chironomidae. The record is from the annotation of a GenBank genome assembly.
GUAAUUUAAGUGAAAUUCAAAAAAAUAUAAAGAAAUGCUUAGGGCAAUUGGUAAAACUACUCCACUACUAAUGGAAUCAAUCCUAAAGAAGACAUUAUCACUGUCCGCGUGCAGUCCAAAGAGUUUUGUCAUCAAAGAUCACUUUGAUUUCGAUAAAAAAGUGAUCAACUCUGAUCUUCCGAUCGUUGUAAAUUUCCAUGCUGAGUGGUGUGAACCAUGUAAACUCUUAACGCCAAAACUUACAGAGCUCUUAGAUGAGAAUCCUGACAUUGACCUAGCAAUUGUUGAUGUUGACACGAACAUCGACUUGGUGCAUUUGUUUGAAGUUAAAGCAGUGCCAGCCGUAUUAGCGUUUAGGAAUGGUGUUGUAGUUGAUAAGUUCAUUGGUCUAGUAGAUGCCAACAUGAUCGAAGAAUUGAUCGAAAAAUUACUUCGGAAAAAACGGUUAUGAGGACUAUAUAAUUUGCUAGACGAAACUUUUUUUACAUUUAUGUUAAAACAAUAAUUUUUUUCCCGAGAUA